Molecule: messenger RNA, 13593 nt
Organism: Colius striatus (speckled mousebird)
Lineage: Eukaryota; Metazoa; Chordata; Aves; Coliiformes; Coliidae
Gene: MID1
Product: midline 1
Exons: 10
Coding region: 166-2169 (667 amino acids)
Molecular function (GO): protein binding; zinc ion binding
Source: RefSeq, a predicted model, not a curated record
CUGCUGUUGCCUGUCCUGGCUGGGCUGCCGGUGCUUUCCAAGAGGGUCAGCCGUGGUCCUUGUCUCCGCAGCAAUGUUUCAGCCAGAAGAUACAGGGCGGGAUCCAGCGAUAGCUGAUCAGCUUCCCUGGAUUUCGCUGACGCCACAGGAAAGCUUUGCCUGAAGAUGGAAACACUGGAGUCGGAACUGACCUGCCCUAUCUGUCUGGAGCUGUUUGAAGACCCGCUGCUGCUGCCUUGCGCUCACAGCCUCUGCUUCAACUGCGCGCACCGCAUCUUGGUCUCCCACUGCGCCACCAACGAGCCAGUGGAGUCUAUCACCGCCUUCCAGUGCCCGACCUGCCGCUAUGUCAUCACCCUCAGCCAACGCGGUCUAGACGGGCUCAAGCGCAACGUCACCCUGCAGAACAUCAUCGACAGGUUUCAGAAAGCCUCCGUCAGUGGGCCCAAUUCUCCCAGCGAGACCCGCCGGGAGCGGGCGUUUGAUAGCAACAGCAUGUCGUCCUGCGAGAAGGUCCUCUGCCAGUUCUGUGACCAGGACCCUGCUCAGGAGGCGGUGAAAACCUGCGUUACCUGCGAGGUGUCCUACUGUGAGGAAUGCCUGAAAGCCACUCACCCCAACAAGAAGCCGUUCACUGGCCACCGGCUCAUCGAGCCCAUCCCAGACUCUCACAUCAGAGGAUUAAUGUGCUUGGAGCAUGAGGAUGAGAAAGUUAACAUGUACUGCGUGACUGACGACCAGUUAAUCUGUGCCUUGUGUAAACUGGUUGGGAGACACCGUGACCAUCAGGUGGCAGCUUUAAGUGAGCGCUAUGACAAGCUAAAGCAAAAUUUGGAGAGUAAUCUCACCAACCUUAUUAAGAGGAAUACUGAACUGGAAACUCUUUUGGCGAAACUCAUUCAGACCUGUCAACAUGUAGAAGUAAAUGCAUCCCGCCAAGAAACCAAGCUGAUGGAAGAAUGUGACCAGCUCAUUGAAAUAAUCCAGCAAAGAAGACAAAUAAUUGGAACCAAAAUCAAGGAAGGAAAGGUGGUGAGGUUGAGAAAACUGGCUCAGCAGAUCGCGAACUGCAAACAGUGCAUUGAACGCUCAACAUCCCUCAUUUCUCAGGCUGAGCAAUCGCUGAAGGAGAACGAUCACGCUCGCUUCCUGCAAACUGCUAAAAAUAUCACUGAAAGGGUUUCCAUGGCAACUGCAUCCUCCCAGGUUCUAAUUCCUGAAAUUAACCUCAACGAUACUUUUGAUACUUUCGCACUCGAUUUUACCAGAGAGAAGAAACUGUUGGAAUGCCUUGAUUACCUUACAGCUCCAAACCCACCUACCAUUCGAGAAGAGCUCUGUACUGCUUCAUAUGAUACCAUUACUGUCCAUUGGACAUCAGAUGAUGAGUUCAGUGUGGUCUCUUAUGAGCUGCAAUAUACCAUCUUCACUGGACAAGCUAAUGUUGUUAGUCUAUGCAACUCAGCCGACAGCUGGAUGAUUGUUCCCAAUAUCAAACAAAACCACUACACAGUGCAUGGGUUACAGAGUGGCACUAAGUACAUCUUCAUUGUUAAGGCCAUUAAUCAGGCAGGCAGCAGAAGCAGCGAGCCUGGCAAGCUAAAGACAAACAGUCAGCCAUUCAAACUGGACCCCAAAUCUGCUCACAGAAAAUUGAAAGUAUCUCAUGAUAACUUGACAGUGGAACGUGACGAAACAUCCUCCAAAAAGAGCCACACACCAGAGCGAUUCACAAGCCAAGGGAGCUAUGGAGUGGCUGGCAACGUGUUCAUUGACAGUGGGCGGCAUUAUUGGGAAGUGGUUAUAAGUGGGAGCACGUGGUAUGCCAUCGGUAUUUCCUACAAGUCGGCACCAAAGCAUGAGUGGAUCGGUAAAAAUUCUGCCUCCUGGGUUCUUUGCCGCUGCAACAACACAUGGGUAGUGCGUCACAACAGCAAAGAGAUGCCCAUCGAGCCAGCGCCUCACCUCCGACGGGUUGGGAUUUUACUAGACUAUGACAACGGCUCCCUCGCUUUUUACGAUGCUUUGAACUCCCUACACCUUUACACUUUUGACAUUACGUUUGGGCAGCCCGUGUGUCCCACAUUCACCGUGUGGAAUAAGUGUUUGACCAUUAUUACUGGCUUGCCUAUCCCUGACCACCUAGACUCCUCUGAGCAGUUGGCAUGACUGCUGAAAGCCAAAAGGUAGGAUGAUGCGUCUUCCCAGGCAGCCAAGUGGCUGCCCACAGGAGCUUGCCUGAAGCUGGCGGACCGCAUGACAUCCUGGCUGUCACUGCCAAAUCUGGCUGGAACUGGAAAGGGGAGAAUACCUCUUUACUCUGUACUUUGUAUGGAACGACAAGGAGUGGCUCUAUUAAUAUCUUAGAACUUUCUUUUGCAGUUGGUUUUGGUUUUUGGUUUUGUAUUUAGUCUCUUACUGGAAGAUUUCUAAAUUAUUUAUAAAAAAAAAAAAAAACAAAAGAAAAAAGAGAGAGAGAGAAGAAAAGCCUGGUUUGGACACCUUGAAGAUGACUUAUUUGUUUUGCACAUUGAUGGCCCUAUUGGUUGAAGUUUCAUCAGUCCUUUACAGCAUUUUAUUUUACAGUGGAUAAAAGCAGGAAAUUGGAAGGAUGAAAACUGUGCAGUGGACAAGUCAGUAUACUGCAGGUUUUGCCCAUGCCAAUACUAGUGCUCCCAUUGCCAGUCUUAUUGAGUGUGAGAUCUCCUAAUUUCUGCUUUGCACAUGGGAGUGUGCAGACCAAAAAGAGGAAAAAGAAACAUGUGAGGAAGUGGAGCUAGCCAACACAGCAAAAGAAGAAAGUUUCAUUUACUUCUGUUCACAGGGCAAUGCUCUCUCUGUUCAUAAAAAACAUGUGGAAUAUCUCCUAGAAAUGUGAGUGGAUAAAUCAUCUGGUGAUUUAUUUUAUUGAUGGCAACAUUCCCAUCUACCAGUGCUUCGUUUUCAUCUUUGGGAAACAUUGUAGAAUCACUGAGGAUGUGAAAGACUGAUACCAUCUAUGAGAAUCAGUAACACUGCAGUAGAGCAGCCAAUCCAAGGUCUGACUGUAGACUAAUUUGAUAAAGCACAGCAUCACUUAAGGAUUGAUUGUAAUAGAUGUCACGGUUCUGGUAGUAGACAUGUGAAUGCUUAUUGCUGAUUUUACAAGGUUCAACAUAGCAAGCCCAGCCAACAGCUUGGAAGUGAGACAUGCACCACUUUACCAUUGAUUUUAAAUUAAAUACAAAUGUUUCAUUGUCAUACACUCUGUAGUCUCUAUAACAAAGCAAGGAAAUCUGUUUUACAUGUGCUGUAUGGAGAAAUGCUGCAGCUGGAUUUUGCUUGGUUAUCAUUGUCCUGGGUUGUUUGGAAAAGCUCUCUUUGUGAAUGAGGAGUAAAUAACAAGUUUUCUGCAGCAGUAGAAAUCUGCACAGGUGGUCACUACAUUCAUCACAGUGCUGGUAGGUGAACUUCAGUGAAGGCAAUAGAGGUUGUGCCUACUUUAUCUCAAAGCUCAAUCAAGUGCAUUUUUUUCUCUCUUCUCCUUCUGCAGAAUAGAAGCCCUUUGUAAUUAUUACAUUGUUUAUGUAUAAAUGAUAAUUCUGGGAGAUGUUUGAGGCAUAUGACAAUUUUAUCCUACCCUGGUUUGUUGUUACUAUGCAAGUGGUGAAAAUCUGCCUGUGUAGAAAAAGGAGAAAUUGAAUAUCGGCUUUAGGAAAAGAUUUGCUCACUAAUUUAUAAGCAUGCUUUAGGUGUCUUUUUAAAAGGAUGCCUUAAUGCACUUUGUUCAUUAAUGGGUCCAAAAUGAAAUGGCCCCAAGCUCAGCUUCAGAUUUUUUAAACACUGACUCUCCAGCUACAAAGCUGUGUACUGCAGUUUGCCAUAUGAUGAUGUGGAAAACUUAGGAGCAAGAUGAGGAACACACAAAUGUCUAUUUCAUUUUUUCCUUUCUAUAAUAGAAAAUAAAUGCCUCUCUGUGUCGCUUUGAUUUCCCUUUACAUGGCCUGCUAACUGCUGAAUUAAAUAGAAAAGUCUGGAGAUAGGCAAGCCAGAAGGGAGAAAAACAGUAUGUUUGCUGGUACCUUGACUUUCAGCUUGGGCAGCAUCCCAUGGUUCACAGUAGGAGACACUGAUCUUUCCAGAGUUGACAUAAAUAAGGGAAAAUGUGUCCAUACAGCAAACUGCAGUGCUUAUUAUAGCAUCUUUAAUAAUAAAGACAUAUAUACCCUCAAAAAUUAAAAAGUAAAUAGAUCAGGAAACUUUACAUUUCGUAAUUGAGCACAGCGUUACCGAUACACUCUGGUGUUCAUUGUCCAGAUGAAUUGUCCUGAGGUGGUUGAGAGAUGUCUGAGAUGGCAUGUAUAAUGAGUUAACAGAUGAUGACUGAUGCAAAGCAGUGAUAAAAAGGUGCAGGAGAAAAGGAGUUUUAAUCUAGGAUUAUUGCCAAGUUUCUGCCUAAAAGGAAACUACAUAUAGAAAAGGUACAUAUUACCAAAGUACAUAUAGAAAAGUUGUGUUUCUUCUCUUUUUCCUGAAAUAUUAAAUUUCCAGAAAUAUUAAAUCUAGAAGCUGGUUUCAGCAGUGCACAAACUCAAAACACUGUUCAGUGUUUGGCCAUACAAUGUUGGCAGAGCUUUAAGCAGAUAGAACUAAUAUCAUGAAUUUGGAAAGGUCCCAAAUGAUCUCACUCAUUUUCCUUGUAAAGACAGACCAUAAGGCUAAAGACGGAUCAUGUUUUUGGCCAAUGGAAAAAGAAUACUCUAUUAUCUACUGGCCUUGCUGUAUAAUUUUUUAUUUUAACACAGAAUACUUCAUUUGGAACUAAACCACGUUUCUGCAGUGGUCUAUUAAUUCAAUCAGUACUCUUUGUGCAUAUAUGUUUGUGUAUAUAUGUACACACAUGUAUGGGUACACACACACACCAGUAUAUGCAUAAAUGUAGUGUGUUAUUUGUGCAUAUGCAUACAUACAUAUACACACACACAAACUGACAGCAAUUAGUCAGGUGUUCUUUUUUUGCUUGUUUCUUGAACAAUUUCAUAUUCUGUAUGACUAAGACGAAACAAGUUUGCUAUGAAUGGUAUUCUUCUGGAUGUUUUUUUAAUGAACAAAGUCUGUUUAUUUUACAAUACUUGAUUCAAUGCCUGAUUAAUCAAUAAAAACAUCCUUUUGAAAAUGUAGCUCCUGUGGUCUGUGGCAUUUUGCAUGGUCCAUAAUAGUCAGCUGAAAUCCUCAGUGUAAAAAUAUAACGUGGUACUUUAAUGUAGCAUGCAGCCUUAGAUGAGGGGUUAUCCCCGACUUUUAAAAGUUUUGUGACUAGGACUGAGGUGGCAUUGUGUCAUGCCACGUUUAACAAAGGCAGAUUUUUGAGGAACGGUCUGCUGAGGUGCAAGGAAUAAAUGUAGUAGAUAAAGCCUGUGUUGGUAUAAUGAUCAUUUCAAAAGUGUCUUUAAAACCCAAGUUCAGCAGAUUGAAAGCAAAUUAUAGUGCAAUCUUUUUGAAGACAGUAAUAUCAUCUUAGAAUAGCCAGAGCAUGAAGUGUGGGGAACUUUUUUCUCUUUGAGGCCAGGUAAGAUUUUCCACGUGUUAGGCUCCCAUGUACUAAUGCAUGUCUAAUGGGGACAAAAAAAAUCAUUCAGGAAUGGGCUGUAUGUCAUAAAUCAUUUAGUAGAUUCCUCACUGUAGAUUCUUGUUGGCUUUCAGAGAGUAACAAAGUUACUGCAUUUUCUGAUAUGAGUUUCUUCUUAGUCAGUUUUCGGUGUCUCAUUUCUCAUUUGCUCAGCAGAAACUCCUACUGAGCUGUGGGUCCCAAGGGUAGGAAGUGUAAAAACCUCUCAGGUGAAAAGCUGAAAAUCUGCAAGUAUAGGUGAAAACACAUACACAUUCUUAAUUAUGUUAACAAUAGUAGGUCAUUAAACAGCAGUGUGCAUCAUCUCUUUUAAUCUUGUAUCUUAGUUGCAAAGACUAUAUUCUUUCAGUGUGAGAAGUCAAACAACAGGACAAUGUUAACAGCACAAAUAAAGUAUCAUCUCUUUAACCAGUUCAUUUUGAGAUGGUCGAGAAGAACUAUUGGCUGUGGUAGAUUUUAUUAAACUUUUAUUUGUCAUCAAACACAGUGGAAGUAUUUCCUCCUUAAUUAUUCUCAUAAAGCAGAUGUCUUGUAGCUCCCAGAUUUUGCUUUUAGUUACAGUAACACAGAUUUCAGAUAAGGCCUUGCACCAAAACAAGGUGAGAAUUGCUAAGUGUCUCUUACCCGUAUCCCUGAGACUGUUUUGGUUGGAAACACUGUCUUCUUUUCUGGUUUAGAAGUGAAGAGGUGUUGGAUCUACACAGAAAGUACACACUGGGCCCUCUCAGUAACUGGCCAGGGCACAUCGGGCCUGAAGGUCUUUGAUGGGGCAGCUUUGGGAAGCCAGUGAUAAACAAAAAACAUUCACAGGUUGCUUAUGUAGUGAUGCAUUGAUACCAUCUUUAGUGUCUUUUUACAUACUGAUCUUUUUGAUAGUGGAAGAGUAUAUUAAGAUAUAGGAAUGAAAAAUGUGAUAUUUUCCUGUGUUACUGAGUUGAUUGCCUAUUUAGUAGUAGAUUGCUUUCAACCGUGAUUUUUGUCUUCUCCAUGUGGAGAAAAGUCCUGGCCACUCCCAGGUGUUGAUGGUGAGUGUUCUAGAUUAUGCUGAGCUGUUUGUUUUUAUUGUGGUUUCUGAAGUGAAAGAAACUCUCUUGACAUUUUAACUUUUGAUGUAGCACUUGAUUUUCAUGUUAAAAAAUUGAGAGACUAAAUAGCAGUGACAUUAACAGUGCUUCAAUGUGGUUGAAACUCCUGGUUUGGACUGUGAGGCUUAAGGCAUCUGUGUACAUAAAUCUCUGUGCCAGAAUAGACUGAUUUGUCAUUCAUGUGGGAGUUGAACAGUACAGGUGCAAGUGUUUUCUCCUGAGGUAGGCUUUUGCAUUAACUCCAUUAACUCUUGGAGUGGAAUAUUCUGUUUCUUUAAUUUUUUUUAAUUGGUUUUUUGAUUCAAGUGCAAACCGUGUUAAUGAGACUUUAAGUAAUAUAAUUUUUCAUCAUGUUGCUUAUUUUAACAAGGCCCUACUGUGUCACAUGUCACUGGCAACUCACUGAACACUUCAGCUGCAACCAUAAACUUUGCAAUACCACCUCCUAUAUGUGGACUGAUGUUUGUACUUAACCAGGUGGGCUUCAUCUUGCUUUGAGUAAGGAAUAAUAGCACAAAUGGUGAUACCUGUUCAAGGUGAGAGGUUCAUCUAUUUCACAAAGAUAAUACAACAAAGAUAUGGGCUUGAAUGCCAUCAGCAUUGAGGCAGUUUGGGUUUAGAAGCAUGACAGUGUAUUAGGAAAGCAUGAAGUCUUCUACUACAGUGUGAUCAACAGUGUGAUUAUUACUGCUACUGGAUAGAGGGAUGGAGGCAGCAGAAAAAGGAGUUCUGGAGCAGAGCUGAGACACAUCAUUCAGAGUGACAGCUGGAAACUUGCCACCGCCACCUGUCCUAGUGCCAUGCUGCAGCUCUGCUAAGCAAGUCUGCACCUAUUCUUCCUUUUGUUUCUGCUCAGCCCUAAUCUACAUUCCAGAAUGACAGGAAAAAAAAAUAUUGCAUUUAUAUAUUAGACAUACGAACCUGAAUAGAAACAGCAGGGCAGGGAUGACAGCCCCAAGCCUUGAUUCUGCUGUAUUUACACAGAUUUUUACAUCUGUUGACUUCAAAGGAGAUAGUCCUGAUUUACAUACGAGUAGGUACAAGCCCAUGAAUCUUUAGUUUCCAAAGGGUCAAACAUAAGUGGAGAUGGAGCCCUCGUGUGAACUGCUCAGCAUUCCUAUUAAAUCAUGUCUAUGGAGAAAGCACGUUAUGUGCUAGCAAAACUGCAGUUUCUCAUGAGCUGUUUCCCAAGGCCAGCACAGGUGUGUUUUAGAAUGUAUGAUUCUUUAAAAAUGUAUGGUUCAAUAACUUUCUUUUUGGGUGAAUUGUUUGGGCAAUGCUUUGCUGUUUCCUCCAAGCAAGGUGGGAGCAAUUCUCUUAAUAGGUGCUGUGUUACUUUUAUAAAAAUCAUGAGAAUGACAGAUGCAUAAGUUGUGUAUGAUAUAAUGCUGCAGCAUAAGACUAUUGUUCUUAGACUUCCAUUAAAAAAUGGAUAAUUACUAAAGAAGUGUAUUUCCUCUAACUGUUUGUCCUAAUUUGUAUAAUUAUUUGAAUGUAUGGAGAUGUUUCCUUUCAAGGAAUAUCACUUUUUAAUACACACAUAGUAAUUAGGAGUAUUCCUGAAAAUCUGUAAGUUCAUAUAAUAGCUUGUAAUCAAGCCUUUGAAAGACAGCAAGUGGAGACUUUGUGUUUUGCUUAACAUUAGUCACUGAACCGGAAAAAAAAAAGGUAUAGAUGUUCAGAUCAUGGAAACUUUUAAAAACUGACAGCCAGCUGCUACACAAAUGGAUGGGAAAGUUUUCAAUAGCAAUUUUUUAUUUCUCCCUCAUUUUUGUGUUCUAUGGAAAACAAACUAUUCCACCUGAAAAUGCUUUUCUGUUACGUUUCCAUUUCUUCACCUUUCUUUUCCACUUUCAGUCUCAUUUUCAGAUUUUAAAUAUUAGAGUAGCAAAAAGUAUCUGUUUUUAAAAGUUUGGAUUAUUUUUUAUUUCCUUGAAAAGUACCUUUUCGGAGGACUUACAGAAAACUAAAUGAAACAUGAAAAUACUAACUCAAUAUGGCAGCUUGAAAGCAGAGAUUAUUUUUGAAGUAGAAGGAAGUGGAGAUAAGUCUGUCACUCAUCUACAGUUACUGAAUUAUUUGGUUUCAUUAUUCUGGGCUUAAUAGUAUUGCUUUCUAAUUAAAACAGUGUUACGAGGUCUAGUUAAGCAGCACAAGCAGAGGAAUAGAUUAUUUUAGGAUAACCUUGAUAUAAAUUCCUUUUAAUAUCAUUAUAUAUGUUCAACCUCAUUAACAUCAGCUCAGAGUUGGUUUGGUUUGUGGUUUGUUUUUUGGGUUUUUUUUUAAUGAAUAUUAUGUGUCGUCUCUAGCCUAGAAGUAUGUGUUUCUUUUGAGAAACAUAGGGCCUAAUUCUUUCCUUGUGGAACUGGGAAAUAGUCUUGGUUUGUGCAUAUAUAAUGGCCAGUACAAAAUAGCACAGCGGCUGAAGUAAUUGAAAACCAAGACUCUUUUCUGUAAAAUUAAUACUUGAUAUUGUUUCUCUUCUCACAAUUGGGUCAUAGCAUUCCUACAUGGAAGUAGGAACACAGGAAAUGUUCACACAAUAUGAAGAGUUAUUGAAAAAGUGCCCUGAGUUAUACCACAAAUUCUUACAAAUGCAAGACCAACUGAGGAAAUUAAUUUAAAUUUUUGAAUGAUAUACACUAGAAGAACAACAGGGGAAAAAGUUAUUUAUUCGCAAUUAAUAAUUCAAACAACUGUGCCCAAACUAUCCUUUUUUAGAAUACUGAUGCUGCCUUUCUGCAUCCCUCCAUGAAGAGGAUGAAACAGGAACACUUUGUCUUUCUGUUCUUAUGAACUCAAUGCUCCAUAUUGGUGUUACUUGGAAAUCUCUCAGGAUUAAUAAAUUUAGUAGGAACAAGUAUAGAGUUCUCACCACUUUUGGAGCCUGAAUAAGCCAUUAACUCAUUUCAAGGCUGAAUUACCAUCAAGUUCUGAGUGCUUUCAUUUUUUUUUGAACUCUGAAAGAAGAAACAUGUAGCAUUAAAAAAAAAAGUGACCAAUUUUAUGUAGAUGUGGGAAUAGACGUCACUCUGUCCAGCUACAAUGCUGCUAUUCAGUACAGGGACUUGGAAAUAGUUUUAUGAAUUUGGUAUAAAGCACCUGCACUUCUACUGGUUCUUGUGCUCACAGAAGUGUUGUAGCCUUAUAUCCUGACAACCUUUUAUCUCUUUGUGGAAUUCAAAAGCUCUGCAAAACAUGCUGGCAGAAGGGGGCGGUGGUUGAUGUGUGUGGGUACAAUUUUCCCUAAAAGUGCUCCCACUGGCCCAUUUUUUCCCGCAUCCCCAAAAGUAGAAUGAGGAGCAAGCCAGCUCCCAAAGCUCUUCAGCUCUACUUUUUCACUGACCUUUCUCAUAGUAGGAUCAGUGAGGCCACAGGCUGGCCCUUGGCUCCACAUCUUGUAUGGCAACAGAACUAUGCUGUGAAGCUUUAAGCGGGGUCCUCUGGCUGAGGAACCUGACCCCACAGAAAGAGAGGUUAAACUAGCUCCACUAGGAAGGUCUAGACAGUUCUCCAAAAGCUUCUUGAGGUUUUGACAUAGUCGGGAAAUACAAGGGAAAUUUGCUGCAAGGAUAGGGUGUGAAAAUGAGAUCUCCUGAAGACAUGUCCAAAAAGCUCAGAGAGAAAUUUAAGUAGCAUUUCUCUUCAUGGGAAGAUCUACAUAAGAAGACUGGGAUACAUUUUUCCAUGUUUCCAUGAAGGCAUGGAAAGCUGCUUCCUUAUCCUUCAGAUCUGGUAGUCUUAUGUGCAGGCAGGCCUCACAGUUAAUUUUGAAAGAUAGAAAAUCAAUGACCCAUAUUUUUCUCCCUACUAUCCUAAAAGUUUGACAAGUGGGAAGAAAAAAUUCUCAAAUUCCACUGCAUGAAGGCUCAUAUCACUGGUCUUCAAGGACAAAACGAAGACAAUUGCAAAAAGACUGACAUUUCUAACAUAUUUUUAAUCAAAGUAAGAAAAAUAAAGUAGGAAGUUUAUCGUGAAGGUAACUCUGAUAAUGAAAGAUCGAAAUAGAAGUUGAAGACGAAAUUAAAUAACUGGGGAACGCACCUAGAAAGGUAGAACUGGAAAGGAUUGCUACCAUGGUGCAGUUACUAAAAGUCCAUAUUGGUAUAAGGAUAAAUGCAGUCAGCCUGUUUAUGGACAGUUAGAUCUAUAGAAAUUAAGAAGAUUACUUCUCAGGACAUAAAGAGGAAAAAAGGAGAUGAAGCUUUGUGGGUGAAACAAAUCACACUUCAAUCUAUAUGCAUAAAUGUUACUUAACUAGGCCUAAGUGUAUUUUCUAGACAUCUUUUAUAAUUAAUGGGAAGCAAAUAACAUCUCAAAUAUUCACCCCAGAUAUUCUAGCAAGAUUCAUGACAGAUCUUUCACCAUUGGUCAUACCAGGACUCACAGGAAGCUAGCACGUAUUAGAUACCUGACUUUUAGAUAGCUAAAGGCAGAUCAAGUGACUAUUACUCUAUAUAUUUAGCAGAUGUGUUAUCAACAUUUUUAUAGUGGUGAUUAUACAGUAAAUCCAUUUCUCUGGAUAUAAUAUAGAAAUUUAUAGACAGAUUCUUACUUAAAAUCCUUGCUGUGCUGAAUUAAGCAGACAAAUUUUUAUUGACCUCUAUGAAGCCCAGAUUUUGCCUCUUAGAUAUGAAGAAGGUAAAAUAUUGUAAGUCAAAGUUAUACUGAAUGUAGACAUCUUCCCUAACCAAAGACUGGUCUAGCCACUGAGCCCUUGCUUUUUCAAAGCGCGAUAUUUAUAAUAAUGCUUCAGUUAAAUGGCCAUCCAGGCAAAGCCAAUGAAUGAAAACGCAUCAGAUCUCCUCUGGCAUUUCCUGAAUUUAACGUGUAGCUGUAAGUAUCAAAACUAGAAUUGCUGGACACUGAUUGACAUAGCUGAAUCAUUCAUUCCUCACAAUAGUAAUCAUAUAUCAGUUUGAUAGACCAAGUACAAGUAUUAAACUCACAGUGCCUAUGCUAAAUGAGUCUUGUUUAUGGAAUCAAGAUCUCCUCAACAUAAUUCUCUUCUAUUGGAAAAGCAGACGGCAGUUAUAACUUGAAAGGAAUGUGUAAGAGAUAGCUGAGAAGUGUUGGCUUUUUAAGUUGAAUGCUGUGGUCAAAAGUACUUAUUUUACUAGGUUAUUUAUUUCCAUUUUCUGCAAAGGAAACAGGACUGGUUCUCUGAAGAGUAACUAAGAGUCUUUUUGAUAUUCAUGGCAGAUUGUUUUGAAUGGCUACCAUCCAAAAAAUCUUAACAGAGAGAGGAAAAUAUUCUGCGGAUGGACAUAAAUAUUCCUUUUUCCAAGGUUUUAUCUUAGACUUGCCUCUCUGCUAUAGGUUACUUUCAGAGGUUUCUUUUUAUCUAUUUCUAAACAACAUGAGUAUUUAUCUAAUGAUAAUACCUCACCACAGGGUGAGGUAUGAAUCAUCCUUCAGGUUCCUGGAGUACACAAUUGAAAAAAACCCUUCACAUGCAAAGUAUUGUUAACUGCUUGUUCUUUGUAAAGGGGAAGGAAAUUAUUCAGGCUGGAGAAAUGUUACACUGAAGACUGUUGAUGCUCUUCAGGAUAACAGAAAAAGAGUUGCUCUAAUAAAAGGCAAGAGUUUCUGCAGGAGGCACUUUCUAAUGCAGAAAGGACCAGCACUCUGGGAAAGGUAACUGAGGAAGACUGAGAGAAAAUCACACAGACUAGGAAAAUAUUUUGGAAAAGGCUUGGCAAAGAGAGUUAUUGGAUUCAAGUCACAGUGAAAAGUGGAAUAUGGACAGGACUGGGAUAGUCUGGUGUGCUUUGGAGGCACCAGUCUGAAGAUUUCUGUUUGCACACAGUAUGGGAAUAACUUGUGAAAUUGCACUGGCCCAUCUUACUUAGGAGACUCAAAAGUCAAAAGCAGCAGCAGAUAAUAAAGGUAUUGAAAUACAAGUCAAGAAAGAGGGAUUGGGAACAUAUUCUUUUCUAUUCAUUAAAAGGAAUUUUUAUCCAACAGAAGGAAACAACAUAACAUGAAAAGCUUUUGUCAAAUGACAAUCUUUUUCCUUACCUUUGUGUUCUGUAACAUCAAUGAUUAUUGAAAUGGAGGCAGCUUCUAAAGUGUAACCCAUUUUCAUGAGUCAUGGCAACUUGCUUCUUUACUUUUGUUAAUUUUCAUUAUUUGAACAAAAGUUCCCUUCAUUUCUGCUGCCUAAAACUUAGUCAACCUGCAAUCCAGAUUCACAGAUUUCCCAAUCCAUGCCAUUGUAGACUUAAUUCUAUCUCCUUAUAAACACUGGGCUCUUCCAAUAGCACAGUGGGAAUAAAGACACUUUUUUCUAGCUGUGGUUGACCCUACUUUAGAUUUUUGGUAAGUGAUGUAAUUAGGUAGACACUUGAGUCCCUGAGGCUUCUAAGUUUGGAAGCCUGAUGGGUUGCUGGGGCAGAAGUAGGGCUGAUUUGUCUUUUUUUUAUCAGGCACUGAUUGAGUGGCUAAAAGCAAUGGUUGAUGGAUUUGGGAUGAAUUGCUGGAAUGGAAUGUGUCUGAAGGUUGGUGAGGAUGUUUGAUGCUGUAUGAUGAGGAAGUUUUGCCAGGCAUUGGUGAGGUGUCACUAUCAAGGAUGUUAAUGAAAUGUAACUACAGCCACUGUAAUGCAGAAGGAUUUGGACAAAAUCUUUGUAAGGUUAUUGUGCUCCAAACGGUGUUAAAAUAUGAAAUUUAUGUAAAUGUAAAUGAACUGAUGUUUAGUUAUUGGAAUAAGAUACUGCAGAUGUAUUGUGGGGUAUAUAUAAAUGAAUGUGUAAUCUAGAUGAUUUGGGUUAUAAAAGAUGGUGCUUUGACCAUCUGUUGGUGAUUUUGUUUUACCAGGCUAAGGAAAUUGUGGCUAUUAAAAGAAAUAACAAUUUAUUAGCAAGUUUUGGAUUGUAUGAAUGUGUUUUGAUUUUUGUA